This is a messenger RNA of Odocoileus virginianus texanus, 2257 nucleotides long. The record is from RefSeq and is a predicted model, not a curated record. NCBI's taxonomy places the organism in Eukaryota, Metazoa, Chordata, Mammalia, Artiodactyla, Cervidae.
AUGGGGAUGUGGGUCCUGCUGCUCCUUCAGCGGGCAGGGGGCUGGGCGGGGCGAGCGGGGCUGGCAGCACCGACCCUUCCUCCCCGACGUCCAGUCUGCUCCGUGAACAAGACGUCCCUCACAGUCAAGGAGAACACGAACCCCGGGGAGCCCCUCCUGGACAUCUACGUCCCCGAGGGCCAGCAGGUGGCUCUUGGACCCUCGUCCACCCUUUUUGCGUUUCGGAUCCAGGGUAAUCAGCUGAUUCUCAACGUGACCCCGGACUAUGAGGCGAACGCAAUGCUGCUGGCUCACAUGGAGUGCAGGAGCGGGGAUGCAGUGGUGACUCAGCUGAAGGUGUUUGUGUCCGUGCUGGAUGUCAAUGACAACCCGCCCAGGUUCCCCUAUGAGACCAAGGUCUGGGAAGUGCCUGAGGACACUCGGGUGAACACCACCAUCAUCUCAGAGACAGAAUUGGAGGCCCAGGACCAGGACAAAGACGAUGUCCUUUUCUACACCCUCCAAGAGGUCACCCUGGGUGCCAGCAGCUUCUUCUCCCUGGUGGGUGUGAACCGACCAGCACUGCGGCUGGACCGGUCGCUGGACUUGGAGAGGUGGCCGAACAUGACCUUCCGGCUGCUGGCCCGGGACACACAGGAGAACUUGGAGCCCAGCCACACAGCCACAGCCACCUUGGUCCUGGAGGUGCAGCCCGUCGACCUGCGGCCCCCCUGGUUCCUGCCCUGCAGCUACUCAGAUGCUUUUGUCUGCAUCCAUGCCCAAUACCGUGGGGCUGUGCCCACCGGCCACAGACUGCCAGGCCCCCUCAUCCUGCAUCCUGGGCCCGUCUAUGCUGUGGACGGGGACCGGGGCAUCAACCAGCCCAUCAAGUACAGCAUCAUCAGUGGAAACGAGGACAGCACAUUCUCCAUCAGUGCCAACUCGGGCAACCUCACCAUGACCAAGAGCAUCCCCAACGCCAAGACCUUCCUUCUGGUGGUCAAGGGCGAGCAGGCUGAUAACGCCCGAUACUCCGUGACCCAGGUCACGGUGGAGGCCCGGAACGCCAACGGGAGUGUGCCCCACUUCACCCAGAGCCUGUAUCGUGGCACUGUGGGGCUUGGCUCCGGGGUGGGCGUGGUCAUCAAGGAUGCAGCUGACCCCUCCCAGCCGCUGAGGAUCCGGGCCCAGGACCCUGAAUUCCCAGACCUCAACUCAGCCAUCACGUAUCAAAUCACCAACAACUCCGACUUCCGAAUGGAAGGAGAAGCGGUCCUGACUGCUGCCUCACUGGAGUAUGCUGGGGUCUUCUAUGCCGAGGUUGAGGCCAAUAACACAGUGACUUCAGGCACAGCGGCCACGGUCGUGGAGAUUCAGGUCUCAGAACAGGAGCCCUCUCCCACAGGCACCACUCUGGGGCCACCGGCCUCCUCCAUGUCUGGGGGGCCCCCCAGUGGGGGAACCAGCUCCCCCCCCACCACAGCCUCACCCAGCGGGGGCUCAGCACAGACCUCGAAACCAGGAACCUCUCCACCGACGUACCCUGGGUCCAGCAGGAACACCUGGACCCCAGGGACAUCUGAAACAACCCGAACAGAAGGCAGGCCAGACGGAGGCCAGGCUGGGGACCGACGCUUCUCGGAGGCGGAGAUGGCGGUACUGGGCGGGGUGCUGGGCGCAGCGCUCCUCUUGGCUCUGAUCGCCCUCACAGUCCUCGUCUACAGGCACUACGGCCAACGACUCAUAUGCAGCUCUGGCCGAGUGCUGAAGCCGCAGCCUCAAGGCUUUGACAACCAGGCUUUCCUCAACGACUCCGACGACGCCAACUGGGCGCCGGCGCCUAGCCCUUCACCCAGCCACGCCCAGCCGGCGCCCCCGGAGCCUGAGCCCCCGGAGCCCGCGCCGCCCAGCCCUGAGACCCCGCGUCGGGUCCCAGAGGCCCCUGCGAUGGCCGCGGACGGGGGCAGCCCAGCGGCCGUGAGGUCCAUCCUGACCAAGGAGCGGCGGCCUGAGGGCGGCUACAAGGCCGUGUGGUUCGGAGAGGACAUCGGCGCGGAAGCUGACGUGGUGGUUCUCAACACGCCCGCCUCGGAAGCCGGCGGCGCUGGCGACUCUGGCAGCGAGGGCAGCGGCGACGAGGCUGCGGAAGCCCAAAACGCGCCUGGUACCGACUCCAUUCACUUCUAACGCUGCCUCCCCCGAGUCUGGACCCCGAGAGUCGGCUUGGUGCCUGUCCCCACACUCCACCGCGCAGAAUAAAAGAACAUUUUUGGCUCUG